GUCUGGAACCGCGUCCUUCCUCCGCACCCUCGUCCUGCGACCGCGUCCUGCAGCAGCUGCCCGUCGGAGCCGCCUGACGAGGACCACCCAUCGCCAUGGUGAAGCUGGGCUGUAGCUUCUCCGGGAAGCCGGGCAAGGACCCCGGGGACCAGGAUGGGGCUACCACGGACAGCGUCCCUCUGAUCAGCCCCCUGGACGUCAGCCAGCUCCAGCCACCAUUCCCGGACCAGGUGGUUAUCAAGACACAGACAGAAUACCAGCUGUCCCCCCCGGACCAGCCAAAGAAGUUCCCCGACCUGGAGGCCCAGAAGCUGGCCUGUAACCACCCUGAGGAAGGACGCAGGCUGCCCACAGCGCGGAUGAUCGCCUUUGCCAUGGCGCUCCUGGGCUGUGUCCUGAUCAUGUACAAGGCCAUCUGGUAUGACCAGUUCACCUGCCCCGACGGCUUCCUGCUCCGGCACAAGAUCUGCACCCCGCUGACCCUGGAGAUGUACUACACCGAGAUGGACCCCGAGCGCCACCGCAGCAUCCUGGCGGCCAUCGGGGCCUACCCGCUGAGCCGCAAGCACGGCACGGAGACGCCCUCGGCCUGGGGGGAGGGCUACCGCGCCGUCAAGGAGGGACCCAAGGCGCCCACCCAGGCGGGGGCGGCGGCGGCGGCGGCGGCGGCGGCCACCGAGCCCCCCGGGAAGCCCUCCGCGCCGGGAGAGAAAGAGGCGGCGCGGAAGGCGGCAGGCAGCGCCCCGCCCCCGGCCCCCCAGUGAUGGCCCCUCCGCACCUGCAGCCCGGCGCCCCCUGCCGGCACCUGUGACCGCCCUCGCCCGACGCUCUCCCAUCUCGUGGCCGUGCCCCUGCUUCCAGGACCCCUCGCUGACGCCCCCUGCCCCCGAGCUUGCAGCUCUGUUGCUUUUCUCUAAGUAAAGAUUCAUAUCCACCCGGG
Messenger RNA from Lynx canadensis (Canada lynx), 940 nucleotides. It is a transcript of the gene CALY, whose product is annotated as calcyon neuron specific vesicular protein. Gene Ontology annotation, biological process: G protein-coupled dopamine receptor signaling pathway; clathrin coat assembly; endosomal transport. The coding region runs from base 96 to 764 and encodes 222 amino acids. The transcript has 6 exons. The record is from RefSeq and is a predicted model, not a curated record. Gene Ontology annotation, molecular function: clathrin light chain binding. Gene Ontology annotation, cellular component: endosome; membrane. NCBI's taxonomy places the organism in Eukaryota, Metazoa, Chordata, Mammalia, Carnivora, Felidae.